GCGAUUUUUCUCCAAGGUGUAGGUCUCGGCGCACGUCCUCUGGCGGGUGUUCGACGCAUAUUGAGGGCGAAUACAACAUUAAUCCACGAAUUCCAUCAUGGCAGCGACAAUAAUGCGUUCCGUUUUAAAGAAGAGGGUUCCACUUCGGAUGGGACGCAUGUGUUAUUCCUCUUCUGUGCCCACCACCAAGUUGUUCAUUGAUGGAAAGUUUGUGGAAUCCAAGAGUUCAGAAUGGUUGGAUAUUCACAAUCCUGCCACCAAUGAGGUCAUUAGCAGAGUACCAAAGGCCACACAUGAGGAGAUGUUGGCCGCCGCAGACUCCUGCUCUCGGGCAUACCAUUCUUGGUCUGAAACGUCCAUCCUGUCUCGCCAGCAAAUCUUCCUUCGCUACCAACAGCUUAUUAAAGACAAUAUUAAAGAACUGGCAAAGUUGAUAACCCUUGAACAGGGGAAAACCCUGGCUGAUGCUGAGGGCGACGUUUUCAGAGGACUGCAGGUGGCGGAGCACGCCUGUAGUAUCACCUCCCUCAUGCUGGGUGAGACUCUCCCCUCUAUCACUAAAGACAUGGAUACAUACACAUACCGGUUGCCCAUUGGUGUGUGUGCCGGCAUCGCCCCUUUCAAUUUCCCUGCUAUGAUUCCUCUGUGGAUGUUCCCAAUGGGCAUGGUGUGCGGAAACACUUACCUGUUGAAGCCUUCAGAGAGAGUGCCUGGUUGCACCAUGAUGCUGGCCAAGCUGAUCCAGGACGCUGGUGCUCCAGACGGAACGCUGAACAUCAUCCACGGACAGCAUGCGGCUGUGAACUUCAUCUGCGACCAUCCUGCUAUUAAAGCCAUCAGUUUCGUGGGCUCCAACCAGGCUGGGGAGUACAUCUAUGAGAGAGGCUCUAAAAACGGCAAAAGAGUACAAAGCAACAUGGGGGCAAAGAAUCACGGCGUGGUGAUGCCUGAUGCCAACAAAGAGAACACACUGAACCAGUUGGUUGGUGCCGCUUUUGGAGCAGCGGGUCAGAGAUGUAUGGCACUUUCAACUGCUAUCCUUGUUGGAGAGUCUCGAAACUGGUUACCUGAGUUGGUUGAACGUGCAAAGAGUCUUCGUGUCAAUGCAGGUGACCAGCCUGGAGCUGACGUUGGACCUCUCAUUUCACCAUUGGCUAGGGAUCGCGUAAACAGCCUCAUUCAGAGCGGCGUGGAUGAAGGCGCGACGGUGCUUCUUGACGGCAGGAACGUGAAGGUCAAGGGUUACGAAAAUGGCAACUUUGUAGGACCGACAGUCAUUAGCAACGUCACCCCUGAUAUGAAGUGCUAUAAGGAAGAGAUCUUUGGACCUGUGUUGGUGGUCCUGGAGGCCGACAGUUUGGAUGAGGCUAUUAGCUUAGUCAAUAAAAACCAAUAUGGCAACGGAACAGCCAUCUUCACUACCAACGGUGCCACAGCGCGUAAAUACACCCAUGAAGUUGAUGUUGGCCAGAUUGGAGUAAAUGUGCCGAUCCCCGUCCCCCUGCCCAUGUUUUCAUUCACCGGUUCCAGAAACUCCUUUAGAGGCGACACCAAUUUCUAUGGAAAGCAAGGCAUUCAGUUCUACACCCAGAUCAAAACUGUGACUUCACAAUGGAAGGCAGAAGAUGCUACAUUGAAAUCUCCGGCCGUUACCAUGCCAACAAUGGGACGUUAAGUGUAAAUCAACUGCAUCGAUUGUGAAAAAAUCCUCCCCCAUACAGUUUAAAAUAUGUACAGAUUGAAAUAUGAAACUAAUUGAAACUGGCCUUUAAUUUCUGUAUUAUGCAGGGAAAUAUUCUCAAAAUGUGAAUUAUUUUUACUCGACUUACUUGGAAUAGUUAAGCAGUCUAGGAAAUGUAGCACUUUUUGUUAUAAACCACAGUCUGAAACAUCUUUCUAAGGCGAAUUUUUUUGCCAGUUGUCAUCAUAUUACAGCAAAAGUUCUUUUAUAAGGAUUUUGACUCCAUGUUCAGCUGUAAAUUUACUUGGAGUGUGAAUGUGUUGUCUUAAUCUGUAGCUAGCCAGUUGGAGCAUUAACACUGAAUAACUCUACUGUUAUCUCAGAUAAAAUCUGAAUCUCUGAAUUCUUAUGCAAAAUAUUGUAAACCUGCCACCAGUGGUUAAAUGAGAGGCUGAUUUAGGAUGCUGGUCUUAAUAAAUAAGACAAAGAUUUGGUGUUCAAA
Triplophysa dalaica is the source of this 2183-nucleotide messenger RNA. RefSeq names its product aldehyde dehydrogenase 6 family, member A1 (gene aldh6a1). The transcript is spliced from 12 exons. NCBI's taxonomy places the organism in Eukaryota, Metazoa, Chordata, Actinopteri, Cypriniformes, Nemacheilidae. The record is from RefSeq and is a predicted model, not a curated record. Gene Ontology annotation, molecular function: methylmalonate-semialdehyde dehydrogenase (acylating, NAD+) activity; malonate-semialdehyde dehydrogenase (acetylating, [NAD(P)+]) activity. Gene Ontology annotation, biological process: thymine catabolic process; L-valine catabolic process. Gene Ontology annotation, cellular component: mitochondrion. Bases 98 to 1675 code for a protein of 525 amino acids.